AGCAGUAUUAGAUAGCAAGAUUCAAAAGUUGGAUCACCUAAACUACCCAUUUUGCCUCGAAUCAUCAGCUAGAGUCCUAGAGUUCUAGAGUUCUGGAGAGAGAGAGAGGGAGAGACGAUGUCGUGCUUGGCCUCGUGCUGUGCGUCGUUGACAUGCGGGCUCUGCACAUCGGUGGCGUCGGGCAUCACGAAGCGCUCUGCAAGAAUUGCUUACUGCGGCCUGUUUGGUGUUUCUCUGAUUGUUUCUUGGAUUCUCAGAGAAGUUGCUGCGCCUCUCCUCAAACACUUCUCUUGGAUAAAUACUUCAGACAAUCUCUCAAAGGAAUGGUUUCAAAUACAAGCGGUUCUUCGCGUCAGCUUGGGGAACUUCUUGUUCUUUGGAAUACUAGCACUCAUAAUGAUUGGGGUGAAGGAUCAAAAUGACAGACGUGAUUCCUGGCAUCACGAUGGAUGGAUUGCUAAGAUGCUGAUUUGGGCUUUGCUCAUUAUCCUCAUGUUUUUCCUUCCCAAUGUCAUUAUAACAGUAUAUGGAGUACUUUCAAAAUUUGGGGCGGGGUUAUUCUUAUUGGUCCAAGUUAUAAUAUUGUUAGAUGCCACACAUUCAUGGAACGAUUCAUGGGUUGCUAAAGACGAGCAGAAGUGGUAUCUCGCGUUACUUGCGGUCUCAGUAGCAUGCUAUCUUGGAGCAUUUACAAUUUCUGGACUUCUGUUCAUCUGGUUCAAUCCUUCGGGACAUGACUGUGGUCUUAACGUCUUUUUCCUUGUGAUGACCAUCAUCCUUGCUUUUGUGUUUGCUGUUAUUGCUUUACAUCCCAAGGUUAAUGGCAGCCUCUUGCCUGCUUCCGUGAUAUCCGUUUAUUGUGCUUAUCUUUGUUAUACCGGUCUCUCUAGUGAACCACGGGAUUAUGUCUGCAAUGGUCUCCACAACAAGUCGAAAGCGGUAUCUACUAGCACUCUUGUUCUUGGGAUGCUUACAACAGUCCUAUCUGUUCUAUAUUCUGCACUUCGUGCUGGAUCAUCGACCACUUUCUUGUCGCCUCCGUCUUCGCCCAGAGCAGGUGACAAGAAACCACUUCUUGAGUCAGACGAGCUGGAAUCUGGUAAAGGAAAGAACGAUGCAGAAGCACGGCCAGUUAGCUACUCUUAUACGUUCUUCCAUCUGAUAUUUGCUCUAGCCAGCAUGUACUCAGCCAUGCUCCUGUCCGGUUGGACCAGCAGUUCAGAAAACCCCGAGCUCAUAGACAUUGGCUGGACAUCCGUCUGGGUUCGCAUCUGCACCGAGUGGGUCACUGCCGGCCUAUAUAUUUGGUCCCUCAUCGCUCCGUUGCUCUUUCCUGAUCGCGAAUUCUAUUAAACCUUGCAAGAAGAAUAAGGCCUUAUGUAGUUGUUAGUUCUUAGUAAGGGUGGGUGUAUAUAGUUCAAUGUAUGAUUGUAGCUUCAUUUGGUUUGGAAGUCAUGUGAUGUGUGUUACCUAUCCAUACAGAUUUGCUAAUAUUAGAAUUUGGCAUAGGGUUUGUGUAUUAUUUUCUUUUUGGUCCUGAAGAUUUGUGUUAUUUUUCAGUUCAGUCCUAGUUUGAAAUUCUGAUUAGGUAUUAUUAGGAA
Molecule: messenger RNA, 1601 nt
Organism: Sesamum indicum (sesame)
Lineage: Eukaryota; Viridiplantae; Streptophyta; Magnoliopsida; Lamiales; Pedaliaceae
Product: Serinc-domain containing serine and sphingolipid biosynthesis protein
Cellular component (GO): membrane
Source: RefSeq, a predicted model, not a curated record